Molecule: messenger RNA, 1838 nt
Organism: Pygocentrus nattereri (red-bellied piranha)
Lineage: Eukaryota; Metazoa; Chordata; Actinopteri; Characiformes; Serrasalmidae
Gene: f3a
Product: coagulation factor IIIa
Biological process (GO): blood coagulation
Cellular component (GO): membrane
Molecular function (GO): protein binding
Source: RefSeq, a predicted model, not a curated record
AGGAGGGACUCGAGUCAGAAUGAACUUAGUGACUCGUUCACUGCGCUAAUGCUAGUUGGCUCCCAGUCUGGGGGAUUACACACUCACUCCAGCUCUUCAGGACAGUAUAAAUCUCACGGGAGGAGUUUACAGGAGCGCAUUUUCACCUGGUCUCGGGAGUUUUUCUUCAGCCUGCUGCAGCGGCGUCUGGAGUUUAGCUUUCCUCUGGGAAUACAGUGAGGAGCACGAUGCGGACCAAGCUCUCCGGCUUUCUCUGUGUGUGGGCGUUCUUUUUGACCCCCGACUGUGUUUCAGGCACAUUUCCAAAAGCCCAGAAUGUCACCUGGGACUCGUUGAACUUCAAGACACUGUUGACAUGGAGCCCUAAACCAGUGAACUAUUCCUAUACUGUAGAGUUCUCCAAACAGGGCCAGAACAAUGAAAGGAUUCCUUCCUGUAUUCGGACCAGUGAAACUGAAUGUGAUCUAACUUCUGGACUCACAGACCUGAAAGGCCGUUACACCGCAGAUGUGGUGUCAGAACCAGUGCGGGGUGUGACCUCUGACCUUACUGAGGACCCCUACACAACAUCUCCCUUCUUCAUUCCCUACCUAGACACUGUCAUUGGCAAACCUGAAUUUAGUAUCAUUGUGAGCGAUGAUCAGAAGAAAGUAACCCUCUACAUAACAGAUAUCCCAACAGCCAUCUUCAAUGAAAAGAAACAGAGGCUGACAAUUCGAGAUAUCUUUAAAGAUGAAUUGCAGUAUAAGAUCUCCUACAGGAAAGCAAAGAGCACUGGGAAGAAAGAGAAGUUGAGUGCGGGCAGUGAGAUCGAGCUGACGGAUCUGGAGAAAGGCAGGAGCUACUGCUUCAAUGUGCAGGCUUACAUUCUCUCCCGCAGCCCUGGCAAACAGUUGGGCGAGCUCAGUAAUGUGCAGUGCUCUCCAGAGGAGGCUACGUCUAUCUUCGAAGAGUACAGCUUGACAGUGAUUGCUUUGGCCAUCCUGGCCAUCAUUGUGAUAAUAGCAGUGGUGAUUGCAGUUAUAGUGCUGUGCUGGAGACUUUGGCAAAGAGCGCAGAGAAGGGAGCGAUUGCCUUUGAAGUACAUGUAAGGAGUGUGUUUUCUUCUCCCCUGAAAACAGAUCCUCACACUCAUGGGAAUACAUGGUACAAGCAAACUGGACUCAACAUUUCCUAGCUUACUCACUUUAACACUUCGGUGGGAAACACUGGAAUUCUACAUUUUGUUUCUAUGAAACUUGACAAGGUAGAUGUUAUUUGUGAUUUAUUAUCUAAUGCAGCAGAUGUUCAUAGCUCUUUUUUGUCAUUGGUACUUUCAAUUACUGUCAUUAUUUACCAUACUUUAUAAGCACUACCUAUUUUUGUAAUUGCUGGAGUUUAGAGUUUACUGUUUUUAAUUGGUAAACUAAAUAGUUUGGGAGCUUUACUGUUGGGAAAACCAGAAUAUACUUACAUAACUUACAUAACAGAUUUUGUGUGUGGGCACUAAUUUAUUUUUCUAUCAUUUAUAAAAGCAAUAUCUGUACAUUUGUUUUAAUAAUCAUAUUUAUGGUUUUGCAGUUCACUGUAAUAGAUGUAUAACUUACAAAGCUGACAGCUGAUUUUACUGACACACCUGCUACAAACUAAAAUUAUAUAUUAAAUUAUCAUUAAUAUUGUUGUUGUUAUUGUUAUUAUUAUUACAUGUAUUGUGUCAUAAAACUGGAGAGACUAAAUAACUGUGCUAACAAUAACAACGUUAUUUGUUACUUUAUAUAUGUGAGAAUCUGUGUACAAUGGUACGAAACUUGUGUUAUCACUUUUUUGAAACUUCAAAUAAAAUCUGUACAUUCACUUGG